Sipha flava (yellow sugarcane aphid) is the source of this 563-nucleotide messenger RNA. RefSeq lists its product as uncharacterized. Bases 112 to 477 code for a protein of 121 amino acids. The record is from RefSeq and is a predicted model, not a curated record. The transcript is spliced from 3 exons. NCBI's taxonomy places the organism in Eukaryota, Metazoa, Arthropoda, Insecta, Hemiptera, Aphididae.
CUAUAUUGUGCACUUUUAUAAUAUUUUGAUUUUUGGUGUUCAGUUUAGUAAACAGUUGUGGUUAUACAUAAAAUAGUUUAAAUUUAAACAGUGUAAAGUAUUUUUUUAAAAAUGGGAAAAGAUUGGCAUUUUGGAAUAAAAUCACGGCGCAAGUUAUUUGUUCCAAAAAAAAAACCAAAACAUAAUUUAGCUAACUUGACUUCUAAAAAACGCAAAAAAAAUGACAACGACAGUCAAAACAUAGAAACUGGUUCUAAUAUGAAUUUUCCUGAAAUAAUCACGCCAAAUAAUUAUAUUGAAACUAAUAUUGAAGUAGCGACAUCAGGAGCAGGUCCAUCCGGAUAUGAUAGUAGUAUGAGUGAAAAGGUGAAAAGCUUGUAUGGUUGGUCAGAGAACGAAAAAAAUUUUAUUUAUAGGCAUAAGGAACAAAUAUUGUUGUAUUUGUCAUCGGUUUUUAAAAUUAGAUUUAGAAAGUAAAGAUCAUUUCUGCAUUAAAAAUUGGAAUGCACCUUCAACUGCAAUGGAAGCAGACAUUAUAGUGGAUGGUAUUAAAAAUAGUUUAG